GUGUGUGGCGGCACAGUGAGCUCCCAGCAUUCCUCGGGCUGGCCUGUGUGCCACGUAAGAAGCUGCCGCUGUUGUCGGAGGUUGUGUCACUGGCAGCGUCCAAGCAGGGUGUCACCGCCUAAGGGGGGUGCGACAUGGGGGGCUCGCAGAGUGUGGAGAUCCCUGGAGGAGGCACGGAGGGAUAUCAUGUCUUACGGGUUCAAGAAAACUCUCCUGGACACAGAGCUGGGCUAGAACCUUUCUUUGACUUCAUUGUUUCUAUAAAUGGCCUCAGACUGAAUAAGGACAACGACACACUGAAAGAUCUGCUAAAGGCUAAUGUUGAGAAGCCUGUGAAGAUGGUGGUGUACAGCAGCAAGACACUGGAACUGAGGGAGACGUCAGUGACACCCAGCAAUAUGUGGGGAGGACAAGGCUUGCUGGGAGUCAGCAUACGAUUCUGUAGCUUUGAAGGGGCGAAUGAGAACGUGUGGCACGUGCUGGAAGUGGAACCAAACUCCCCUGCAGCAUUGGCUGGUUUGAGGCCCCAUACAGACUACAUUAUAGGAGCAGACACGGUCAUGAAUGAGUCAGAAGAUCUGUUUUCCCUUAUUGAGACUCAUGAAGGAAAGCCUUUAAAGCUGUAUGUGUACAACACCGACACAGACAACUGCAGGGAGGUGGUCAUCACUCCAAACUCUGCAUGGGGGGGAGAAGGCAGCUUAGGUUGUGGCAUCGGUUAUGGUUAUCUGCAUAGGAUACCCACUCGGCCCUUUGAAGAAGGAAAGAAUAUAUCUCUGCCCACACAGCAUUCUCCGGGGGCUCCUGUGAGUCCUCUAAAGGAUGGUUUUACAGAGGUCCAGUUAUCUUCUGUGAACUCUCCUCCUACACUACCUGUUGGGACUCCGGGAAUUGAAGCAAGUCUUUCUGGACUGUCCAUCGCCUCCAAUUCACCUGCAGCCACUAGUGCUCUUACCUCAGGUUUACCAACAGUUCCCUUAUUAAACCCACAAAUAAAUAAUUCCCUCGCCUCUGUUCCCCUGAACCCAGCAGUCUCUUUGCCAGGUUUCCUACCAUUAUCCACUGGACUCCCUACGUUACAGAAUCUGCCCAACCUGAACAUGCCCGCUCCCCACCUCAUCCCUCGGCCAGGACUUCCGGACUUUACACAGAAUUUGUCACAUUUGCCCCACUUGGGCCCACUGCCCCCACUGAACCUGGCAGGUCUGCCGCCCCUCUCUGUAAAUCCUCAGUUUCCAACGUUUCCCCUGGCACCGAUAUCUGUUGAUCUAGCCCCAUCACUGCUGGACCACAUCUCUGCACCCAUCACCGAAAAUGCCACAUCCACAGCAGAAGAGCUGGGCAGUGCGGACCUCCCACCCACAGAGAGAGUCACUGUCAGCAGCACAGAAGCAACAGCCACCGAGUCCUCCUAACAAGGAUCCAGGCUGGCUCAAUGUAUUUAUUCAGCCACCCAAUGUGUUUCCGAAUGCAAACAGUCAUUACUUCAUACUAGUUUGUACUGAUGUAGGAGAUCUGUAUAUAAAGAGAAAUCUAGGUAUGAAGACAUAAGGGUGACUGAAGGUGAAAAUGACAGGUGGGAGAGUUGCCAGACUUGGGCACAGAUGUAAAUUAUUUUAGAGUAAACCAGUUUCCAGGAGACGUCUUUAAUAAAGGGUUACGGCACGUGCACUCUCGGUGUGUGUCUGGUUUCUCGGUGUCACCCACUGU
This is a messenger RNA of Nanorana parkeri, 1710 nucleotides long. It is a transcript of the gene GORASP2, whose product is annotated as golgi reassembly stacking protein 2. Gene Ontology annotation, biological process: Golgi organization. NCBI's taxonomy places the organism in Eukaryota, Metazoa, Chordata, Amphibia, Anura, Dicroglossidae. The record is from RefSeq and is a predicted model, not a curated record. Gene Ontology annotation, molecular function: protein binding. The transcript is spliced from 10 exons. Bases 135 to 1415 code for a protein of 426 amino acids. Gene Ontology annotation, cellular component: Golgi apparatus.